Messenger RNA from Oncorhynchus mykiss (rainbow trout), 2786 nucleotides. RefSeq names its product basic leucine zipper ATF-like transcription factor 3 (gene batf3). Gene Ontology annotation, biological process: regulation of transcription by RNA polymerase II. The record is from RefSeq and is a predicted model, not a curated record. Gene Ontology annotation, molecular function: DNA-binding transcription factor activity, RNA polymerase II-specific; RNA polymerase II cis-regulatory region sequence-specific DNA binding. NCBI's taxonomy places the organism in Eukaryota, Metazoa, Chordata, Actinopteri, Salmoniformes, Salmonidae. Gene Ontology annotation, cellular component: nucleus.
GCUUGAUGGGUUUUGCGACUGCACUUGAAGAAACUUUAAAAGUUCUUGAAAUGUUCCGUAUUGACUGACCUUAGUAAUUGUGGACUGUUGAUGAACCCUAUCUGGUCUAAAAUGUAAAUUAAAUGUAUGACACAAGAAUAUAUUAUAUAUAACAAACCUACAUCUAUUUGCAACAAUUCAAGUAGUAUCAUACAGGUACAGUAAACGUAUAGGAUAUUUUCCGCUUGUCCUAAAUCAGCUUUUUAGAGCGCACUUUAUUCUGUUGCUGGUUGAACACUCAAGGGCAUCUGACGCUUUUUAGCACGUGACUUAAAAUAAAUAUUGAAAAGAAGCGGCAUGUGCAGUUUGAACAAGUGAAACUGUUUGUCUCGCAUACGCCCGGUCUCACUUGUACAUACCUUGGAUCUUGCUAUCUGAAAUAAAAUUCGAGGAGGACUUGUUUUGACGUUUUGUAUUUUACUAAUCUAUCAAUGCUUUGUUAUCGCAUCUGUGAUGUCUGACAGCGAUAUUUCUGGCAGCUUUCUACACAGCAAGAAUCAAAACAUGUUAUUACUUGAAAUAUGUGAGCUGCAGAGCUCUGGUGAUGAUGGUGAUGAAGACAGGAGGCUAAAAAGAAGGGAAAAGAACAGGGUGGCAGCGAAGAACAGCCGAAAAAAGCAGACACAAAGAGCAGAUGAGCUGCAUGAGGCAUAUGAGUGUCUGGAGCAGAAGAACAGACAGCUGAAGAAGGAUGUGCAGUUUCUGUCUGAGGAGCAGAGGCGUCUAACGGAGGCCCUCAAGGCCCAUGAGCCUCUCUGUCCCAUCAUGCACUGUGUUGCCAACCUGGGGUCAGGGACGUUGGGACCCAGGGAUGUAGGGGUCCCCUCCUAUCUGCCCAGAUAGCCAACAUACCAUGCACGGACCACAGAGACAAACCAACGCGGGAGACUUGUAAACAGAGUUAACAGGUCAGAUUAUAUGUCCUCAUCUGUCCUUUUUAUUCUCGGCGUCAAUUGUUUUUGUACAGUUUGAAUCAAGUUGUAAUUUAAUAAUUAUAGGCUUAGGUAAUGAGCUUUGUUUCAGAUGUUCAAGUUGCUUUUCCUGUUUAAAUGUUUCGUAUAAUACAUUGAACAUAAAUUGCAUAUCCCUUUCCCAAUGAGACCAUUUCCCUUUGCUUCUGAUAAAUGUGGUUACCCCACCUCUUAUCACGUGUGUUUUGGUUAACCAAACUGGUUUACCAGUACCUGGGCUUGACCAUGUGGGAACUUACUUAUACUUUACCAGAAAAAAAGAAACCAUUUAAAGGUUUUUGGUUUCUGGUUUCUUAGUCCCUAAUCUAAAACAUUUAAUACACUGGCUAUUACCAAUGGAUUCAUGCAAUUCAAUGCUUAAUUUAUAAAAUAAAAUAAUCAAAUCACUUAAUCCAACUAUAAUAUGUACAGUUUUAUUAUUAUUGUUUGUUAGCUCAUGUUAUGACAUUGUUAUAGAGUGUACCCUCUCUUCCCUAUAAUGUGGGUAAAUACUCACUAACCUCAUUACGUCUUCGUCUCAUAACUUUAAAAAAUUAAAUAAGUUUGAAGCAAGCCAUUAUCAUUCACUAACUCAAUAAAAGGGGGAACAUUUUGGGAAUUCUUGUCCCCAUCAAUGAUCUACAGCAUCUUGAUGACAUGACUGCAGGCUUCUCUAAAAUGUUAUUAUGAAUGGAUGGAUACAUUCACAGUAGUAAUUGGCAAGGCUUCUACUAAAUGCAGGCUGACCACUGAGAAAUGUGAAAGACUCUUCAGCCACACAGACAGUUCAUUUCAUACCAAAGGAUUUAUAGACUUCUGCAUUCUGCAUUUGAGGGGGAUUGUGGUGAUUAUAAUAAAGCCUUUUGUGUGGAUCGCUUCUUCAUACCGGUAUGCACUUCUUCUUAGUUAUUUUCUCUUCGAACUUUCUCUUCUCACUUUCAAAUGAGCACAGACUGCUUGGACUUCCACCACACAACACAGAUGAUAUUACUUUCAGGCCAGGAGAUUUUAGGGCAUAAUGAGGUAUAUCAUUAGUAUAUUAGUAUACACAUUCAUAUUUGAUUUUUCUUUAAGAAAUAAAGUUUAAUGUUUUCCCCACACCAGAUACAAACAUACACAUACGAACAACAACUUACUGUACAGACGCCCACAAACAAUGACUACAUCUCAUCUGCCCAGACCCGCAUGCUCACACCCCCAUCCCUAGUGCCUGGAUUAUUGCCACGUGGCCUUCAAUUGUACCAAUUCGUUUUUCUUUCCAUGCUAUUUCAGUAUGUCAAUGAUAAAUCAUUAUGUUCGUGAUGGCGGAUUGAUUGAGUUCCACGUUUUUAGUAUACGGUUUUUCAAGAUGAGUGAUGAGAAGAGAAUCGUCCAGCCCAUUGGGUAUCUCACUACACUCCCAUAUGCCAUGUCUUGAAACAUGCAGACAGACAGAUGAAAUGUACGUUUACAGUGUAAUACUUCUUCUGACAGCCAACUUUUUUAGCUCCACUCAUAACUUUGGACUUUAUAGCAUUCCCAAAAAGCAUGGAUUAUUGAGUCAUAGUUCAUUUUACACUCAAGACAUGACUCUGCCGUUGUGCUGUAGAAUCUGUGAUUUUUGUGUCUUUUAUUGUCACGGCAUUCAUCGGAAGAAGUAGAGGAAUCGUCAGACCAAAAUGCAGCGGGGUACGUGUUCAUCUUUAAUAUACUGAACUGAACACUAAAUACAAAAUAGCAAUAGGAAUAACCGAAAACUGUCCUGCAAGGUGAAAACACUAAACAGAAAAUAACCACCCACAACUAACAGUGGGGAAA